GAGAGAGAGAGAGAGAGAGAGAGAGAGAGAGAGAUCUGGGACGUUAGGACCAAAUGGAUAAGGAAAGGAGGUAGACAAAGACUAAAGGGAAGAGGAGACCUAGAAGGAUGCUGUCUGAACAAAGUCAAGAUAAGAUGAAUGGGCAGAGAUGAGAGUGAUCCAUAGCCUGACCUCUUUGCCUCUCAUUGUCGAGAGCUGGCAAUGGGCUGUAGUUCUUGGCUGGUAAUAAAUGAACAAAAUAUUGAUUUCUAUAUAGUUCCUAUUAAUUGGUAGAGACAUUUCUCAAAAUGAGACUUCCAUGGAGAAAGAAGUAGAAUGUAGCAAGCAUUCCUUGAUGGCUUUCAUGAACUGCACCCUAUGUAUUUCAAGAUCAAGCAGUAAAUGGCUAUGAGCUAUCCCAGGUCAGCAAGAAGACAGAUCUGAGGUGAUGUCAGAUCUUAGUCCAAAGUAGGAUUUUGGAGAAUUGAGCUAUCUGGGAACCAAAAAGGGACAUGGAACCACUUUGGGGUUGCAAUGUGGUGAUGGUAAUAAGGAUGCUGGAACAGGGCCUGCUCUGGAAAGUUGGACCUUCAGGUCAAACUAAGGUGACAGAAGCAAAGGGAGGCUCUUGGCUGUUUGUACUUGGUGCAGAGGGGGCUGGAGGAGAGAUUAUGGAGGCAGGGCACCUGAAUCCUAGGUUCUUCAAGGUCCCAGCAGGAAGUAAGUCUAGUCUAAGCACACAGGUUGGGGAAAGAAACAUUCAGCUGGCUAGGAAAACCACUGUAAGCUACAAUUCUAGGAGCAAUCCUAGGUUUUUCUGUUUGUUGAGACGGGGAAAGCAGGUGUGGAAAAGAAGGUAGUUUGAAUAAACUAGGUCUGAAAUGGUCACAGAGUUUACAGGCAGCUGGAGCUCAGGAGGGAGGUCCAGGCUGCGGAGCGGGCAGUGACGUUUAGAGAGGGGAGGAGGAGCCUGAGGAGGAGGCAGGACCGAAGCAGCUAAGGAGGCAAGAAGACAAGUUCUGUGCGGCCCCUCCAGGUCCUAUACUGCGGAGCUAUCCAGCCGCUGAGUGCAGCCCCGACAAUGGGUAAUGUGCAAGAGCGGCCUUCAGAGACAAUCGACCGCGAGCGGAAACGCCUAGUAGAGACACUGCAGGCUGACUCCGGGAUAUUACUGGAUGCGCUGGUGGCACGGGGUGUGCUCACUGGGCCUGAGUAUGAGGCACUGGAUGCACUGCCUGACGCCGAGCGCAGGGUGCGCCGCCUACUGCUGCUGGUGCAAAGCAAGGGCGAGGCUGCCUGCCAGGAGCUGCUGCGCUGUGCCCAGCAAACCGUGCGCGUGCCGGACCCUGCCUGGGACUGGCAGCUCGUGGGCCCGGGCUACCGCGACCGCAGCUAUGAUCCUCCAUGCCCAGGCCACUGGACGCCUGAGGCACCCAGUUCGGGGACUCCACAUCCCGGGUUGCCUAGAGCUUCAGACCACGAAGAAGCCAGGGAUCCGGAAGACUCCGGAGUGAGGCAACCAGAGACUCCAGAGGAGCCAGAUCUGGAAGCUGAGGCCUCUGAAGAGGCUGAGCCGGAACAGGAACCUGAGAUGGAUCCAGAACCAGAGCCAGAGCCCGAGCUGGAGCCAGAGCCAGAACCUGAACUGGAGGCUGAGCCUGAUCCAGAGCCAGAGCUCGAACCUGACUUUGAGGGGGACGAAUCUGAGAUGUGAGGCUGCCCAAACCCUAUGUGGACUGGUGGAAGGCAAGGCUUGUGCAGUGCAGCCCACCCCCCCCCUUGACCACUGUUCCCUUCACCUCUAGAUUCCUGAAGGUCAGAGUGCUGACCUGUCCUUUGCAGCUGAAGUCCCAGCUAGACAGGGCCCAGGACCCUGCUGGAGCUACAUUUGAUGCCACCAAGGCUCCAUUUGGCCUGUUGGAAGUGAAUAAACUCCAGAGGGUCAGAGUGGA
Messenger RNA from Octodon degus (degu), 1931 nucleotides. RefSeq names its product nucleolar protein 3 (gene Nol3). The coding region runs from base 1061 to 1693 and encodes 210 amino acids. Gene Ontology annotation, molecular function: death effector domain binding; death receptor binding; cysteine-type endopeptidase inhibitor activity involved in apoptotic process. Gene Ontology annotation, cellular component: mitochondrion. Lineage: Eukaryota; Metazoa; Chordata; Mammalia; Rodentia; Octodontidae. The transcript is spliced from 3 exons. Gene Ontology annotation, biological process: negative regulation of release of cytochrome c from mitochondria; negative regulation of extrinsic apoptotic signaling pathway; negative regulation of intrinsic apoptotic signaling pathway. The record is from RefSeq and is a predicted model, not a curated record.